GACUGUGGCUUGUCCUUAUGUCCUGGUGGAGUGGAGCACGGAAGUCCAGGCUCACCUUCUCAAUUCCUGUGUUGCUAGCCACCGCUGUCCCUUUAUGUAAAGCCUCUUCUUGCUUUCAAGACCACAAAUGUAAGCCCAGCCGCACUUUACUCACCUGCUGCAAGAAGCAACUGAGUUUCACCCGCCAUGAAUUGUUGCCAAACUUUGUCAAGCCAUUGGGUUUUUCCCACUGUAAUUCUCUGCUUAUUUGGAUUUUUCUCAAUGAUGAAACCAUCAGAGCCAUUUGUCGUACCUUACUUGACAGGACCAGAUAAAAAUAUAAGCCUCAGUGUGAUCACAAAAGACAUCUUUCCCGUUUGGACGUACUCUUACCUGGUGCUGCUGCUCCCUGUGUUUGUCCUCACCGAUUACGUCCGCUACAAGCCCGUCAUUGUCUUACAAGGGAUUAGCUUCAUCAUUACUUGGCUGCUGCUCUUGUUUGGCCAAGGAGUGAUGUCCAUGCAGGUUGUCGAGUUCUUCUACGGUAUGGUCACCGCCACCGAGGUGGCCUACUAUGCCUACAUAUAUAGCGUGGUCAGCCCAGAGCACUAUCAGAAAGUGAGCGGUUACUGUCGGAGCGUCACGCUGGUGGCCUACACGGCAGCCUCCGUGCUGGCCCAACUCUUGGUAUCCCUGGCAAACCUGUCGUACUUUUACCUCAAUGUCAUAUCCUUGGCCUCUGUCUCUGUGGCCUUCUUUUUCUCACUUUUUCUACCAAUGCCUAAGAAGAGCAUGUUUUUUCAUGCAAAACCCAACAAAGAAGCUCCUCAAAAGCUACCAGGAGAGGAUGCUGUCUUAGGGGAAACUCAAAAGGAUCACAAAGAACUAGGAAACCAAUUGAGCAGCCCAACACCAAGCAAUGUGGUUUUGAGAGUUUUCGUGCAGUGGUUCCAAGAUUUGAAGGAGUGCUACUCCUCAAAGCAUCUUUUCUACUGGUCCCUGUGGUGGGCUUUUUCCACAGCAGGUUUCAACCAGGUUUUAAAUUAUGUUCAAAUCCUGUGGGAUUACAAGGCACCAUCCCAAAGUUCUACAAUAUAUAAUGGAGCAGUAGAAGCCCUGGCAACCUUUGGGGGGGCCAUAGCAGCCUUCACAGUGGGCUACGUGAAAGUCAACUGGGAUCUUCUGGGAGAGCUGGCCUUGGGAAUCUUCUCAGCAGCAGAUGCGGGUUCUCUAUUUCUCAUGCAUUUCACAACUAAUAUUUGGGUGUGCUAUGCCAGUCUUUUGAUAUUCAAGUCAAGUUAUAUGCUCCUUAUAACCAUAGCAGCAUUUCAGAUUGCAGUUCAUCUGAGCAUGCAGCGCUAUGCCCUGGUGUUUGGAAUCAACACCUUCAUUGCCUUGGUGAUUCAGACCAUCAUGACUGUGACUGUGGUUGACGACCGAGGACUGGGGCUUCCUGUCAACAUUCAGUUUUUAGUUUACGGAAGUUAUUUCUCAGUCAUCACUGGAAUUUUCCUAAUGAGAAGCUUUUACACAAUCUAUUCAGCCACAUGCGGAAAGAACAAAUGUAGUCCUGCAACUGGUCAGAGUCCAAACGAAUCCGGGGACUCCACUCCUGGUGUGAGCACAGUAACACGGUGUUAGCCUGGUCUCACCUAGCGUGGACUCAGAAGGCAAGCUACUGUGAUGGAAGAUAUAUGGUGCUUAACUGCAUGGCAUUUCAUGUUUCAUCCUAGAAUAAAGAUAGACGACUAGACUAUCAUGAACCUCAUCAAAACCGCGUCAAAACCUCAGCCAGUGAACUGAAUAUAUAACCAGAUGAUUCAAUUGACCAGACUGAAACAAACCAUCUACAUGGCCUCAGUAAGCAACUGCAACCCCAAAUACUGUUUCAACACAUUCAAGCUCAUCCCAGAACAACAUAGACAUAAAAAGUGACCAUUUGCAGAAACAUGAGAGAUCCUAAAGUGAAUAACAUAUCUUAGCCUUCUAUGCCCUACCUCAUAAAAGUGUCAUUUGUUUUGAUUUGAAGAAUAGAUAAAGCAAUGUACAGUGCAGAUCUGACACAUGGUAAGUGGUCAGUAUGAGAUAACCAUGAUUAUUAUACUCAUAUUAUUUACCAAUAUAAAAAGUUAGAAUAUGGGCAAAUACUUAAUUCCUACAAUCCAGGGCAAAAGAAUUAAAGAAAAAUUUUAAUUAAACUUCACCAUGACCUUGCAUGGAAAGACUAAAUAUUAUAAAGAUUUCAGUUCUCAGAUUUAUGUAAAAGUUUGUCGCCGUUUGUGAUAGUCUAUUUUAAGAGUCAAUU
Messenger RNA from Propithecus coquereli (Coquerel's sifaka), 2284 nucleotides. Its product is annotated as thiamine transporter 2-like. Gene Ontology annotation, biological process: vitamin transport; transmembrane transport. Gene Ontology annotation, cellular component: plasma membrane. The transcript has 6 exons. The coding region runs from base 187 to 1620 and encodes 477 amino acids. Gene Ontology annotation, molecular function: thiamine transmembrane transporter activity. The record is from RefSeq and is a predicted model, not a curated record. NCBI's taxonomy places the organism in Eukaryota, Metazoa, Chordata, Mammalia, Primates, Indriidae.